Molecule: messenger RNA, 613 nt
Organism: Vanessa atalanta (red admiral)
Lineage: Eukaryota; Metazoa; Arthropoda; Insecta; Lepidoptera; Nymphalidae
Product: protein SREK1IP1-like
Exons: 3
Coding region: 102-518 (138 amino acids)
Molecular function (GO): zinc ion binding; nucleic acid binding
Source: RefSeq, a predicted model, not a curated record
AGCAAUUAGCAAACGUCAAAAAGCCUAGUGGUCAACUCGUACUUGUUUGCGGUUGAAUUACAUUUUUUUUUGUGAUUUCAUCAUAAUUAUAUUAAUACAUAAUGUCCAAUUAUACAGAUUUAGUAAGUAAAAUAGGCAAAGAUAGUUCUAGGGCAGCGUGCAAGAAGUGCGGUUAUGCAGGACACUUAACGUUUCAAUGCAGAAACUUUAUCAAAGUGGAUCCCAAUAAAGAAAUUGUCUUAGAUGUAAGUAGUACAAGUAGCGACAGUGAGGAAGAGUAUGCUACUCCUCUGCAAACAUUAAGAGAAGCGGAAUUAAGACAGAAGUUGCAAGAAAAGUUACAGAAGGCAAAAGAAAAAAAGAAGAGUAAAAAAAGGAAGAGAUCUAGAUCAUCAAGUACUUCCUCAUCAAGUAGCAGCUCAUCGUCCUCAGAGAGCAGUGAUUCGGAUAAAAAAAAGAGGAAACACAAGAAGAAAACAAAAAAGUCUAAAAAAUCACAUAAAAAAAGUAAAAAGUGAUUAGACUAUAAAAAUAGGAUUUCAACGUUUUAGCAAUGUGUUUUAAGUGUUCAAUAAUGAAUUGCCUUUGAAUAAAUGGAUCUGUAUUUUUUCAA